Phaedon cochleariae (mustard beetle) is the source of this 5261-nucleotide messenger RNA. The record is from the annotation of a GenBank genome assembly. Lineage: Eukaryota; Metazoa; Arthropoda; Insecta; Coleoptera; Chrysomelidae.
GUCCGGCCAGUCCCACACCUGCAGCAGCCGCAGUUUUCCGACAGCCCCACGAAACGGCAUAGCGCCCCGUCAGCGACCAGCCCCAUGGGGCUCCGGGACCGGCCGAGGGUAGGUCGAGUGUGCUGUGAGUGACGUCAUGGCCAUGGCCGGGUCGUGUCCAUCGGGUGCUGCUGGGGGCACGUGUGCCGACAGCUUCCUCCAUGGCCAUUGAUAAAGGUGCUGCUGCAAGAGGUCAUUAUGGUCACGUUGGUGAAGUCAGUGAAAAAGAUAUUAACCAACGGUUCCGACCUCUUGGUACCUCCUGCUCACAGGGUUCAUUCACAGAAGUUCGUUGAGAUGUCGUGCAGCGUCACUGAGAGGGUAGCGGACAGCAGAGCGCAGGGCGGAUCGGGCCCCCCCUCGGCCGCCUCCGGAUGCCGAUUGAGGGGCUCGAGCGGCGGCAGCGUCGGCGCAGGCGCGUCCCCGAACGCGAUCAGGGGCGGACUGCCGCCCGUCGCCCAUGGCGGGCCGCUGCGCUCGAAGCCGUGCUGCCUGCUGUGGUGCUGCUGCUGCAAGUGUCCCUGUUCCCAUCCUAGUGGGAAAACAAACGAUGAGAACGGACCUACUAGAAAUUCAAAUAACUCGGACUUGAUGGCUAAUUGUGAGGCGGACCCACCUUCGUCUCUCGAGGAAAUACAAAGCUGGGGCAGAUCUUUCGACAAACUCAUGCAAAGUGCAGCUGGACGGGAAGUUUUUAGAGAUUUUCUGAGGGGAGAAUACUCGGAAGAAAACAUAUUAUUUUGGUUAGCUUGCGAAGAACUGAAACGGGAAACAAAUCCUGAAGUAGUCGAGGAGAAGGCAAGAAUAAUAUACGAAGACUAUAUCUCUAUACUCUCUCCCAAAGAGGUGUCAUUGGAUGCUACUGUGCGCGAUAUCGUGAAUCGCAACAUGGUGGAACCGACGCCUCACACUUUCGACGAGGCCCAACUGCAAAUUUACACGCUGAUGCAUCGGGACAGCUACCCGCGUUUCGUUAACUCACCGUUAUACCGUACGUUGUCCCAAUCCCAGACUGGCACCUCCGGUAACCAAUCUGCUGUGACAACGGCCAUGGUUACGACGGUCUCUACCGGGGACCAGGACGGCUAAAGCCGUCACCAGUUUGAACCAAGGCGGCCUAACGACAGACUCGACAGUCGACAAUAACCUCGGCGGGCGACGGUCGACUAUAUACAGGGCGUCUGAAGCAGACAGCCGCGACCGGCGCUACACGCCGAUUCUUCGGAUCAUUCCUCGCACGUACACGGGUGACAUGUGACCUCGCUACCAGGCCACAGCCAACCCCAACUCUUCGACGAAAUUGAAAAAAAAAAAAUUAAAAAUAACGCAGGACGCUGUGUGAUGUGUUCGCAUUAAUCAGUUUCUCCGGCACAUGUUCACUCUGUACAAGAAUCAUAAUUAUGUAAACUCUGAACUGGACCUAAAAUAGUCGCUCGUCACUUCUCAAAAAUUAGUGUUGUGUAAUAAUAAUGAAAAAUUGCGGUUCAUCUCACUGACAGAUGGGUAAAAAAGUUGGAUAUGGCAGCUUUUGAGCUGUUUCAAUGAGUCUCGAACUAACUAAAUUUUGCAACGCUCGUGUGCCGUUUGCACGAUUUUUUUUCCUAUUGGCUGUGAUAAACAUUUAAUGGGUAGCACUAAAUCUAGCUUAGCUUAUUCGUAGAAUCGUAGAACUACACAAAAUGAGCUUUCCAUUCGCAAUGAAUUUUUCGAAUACUAUUUAAUAGUACGCCAAUCAGCAUCGAAUUGUGCAAAUGGUUCGUUGAAUGUUCCUGAAAUAGAUAAUCUGUAUCCAGACUUUGAUAAUAACUAUGUACAUCACAAUAUAAUUCAAGUAAUAUAUAAAAAAAUGAGAUGGGAUUCCUCGAGUAAUUCAACAAAGGUGUUCCCAAAACGCUCAGUUUUUGAGAUAUAGGUGGGUUGAAAGAAGUAGGUAUUAUUCUUCUUCUGAACAUCCUGUUUAGUCUUGUAUUGAAGAAAAUUUGUUCAACAUUUCAUGAUUUAGAACUGUAGCAAUUUCAAAAUGCAUAGUGGUCAUUCAUAAAAUUUUUUUUGCUAGUGUUUUGUUGAAUUGAAAUUUAGGUUAUUUGAUGAACAUGAGCAACUUCAUAUUUUGCUCAACUUCAUACCCAGAAAUUUAUUAUUAAUAAUCAUUCUCAGAAUGAAAAAUAAGGGAAAUGGCGUUUCUUCAUCAGCAACGAAUGAAAAUCAAUUUUAGAUCUCAACACAAUAAAGUUUUGUAGAAAUAAUCAUUUGUGAGGUGUUUGAAAUGUUCGUGAAUAUCACUGAUCCAACUGAUCUCACUGUAUAUAAUAAUUCUUUGAUGUUGCCUCUAGGUAAUGUGAUGGAAACUCAAAACGAUUCGGGAACAUAAUUUCAAAUAAAACCUCAUGUUCUCAAUGGCAUACACUACUUCUAUAAGAAGUUUUCGCUAUUCAUUACUUUUUGUCAGAAGUUCCUUCUGGGCUUAAUGAAAUUAAAAUGAAAAAUAAUUGGACAAUCUCUAGAUACGAUGAAAUCGGAAUGGAACUUAACUAAGUAAUUCGAUGAAAGAAAUGAAAUUCAAACCGAUUAUGAUUCAGGGGGUAGAAAAUCUUCAAAGCUAUCAGAAAUAAUAAUUGCAACGAAUUAAGAAAAUAUAUACAUAUAGCAGCUCACUUGAUGAAAAUGUGAGCUAUGUUUUUUUUGUUUUCAUCAAAAUGUUCUUAGUAUCAUCAGUGUAUUUCAGAUUUUAGCUCAACACUUGAUCUUUGAGGGGAUUUAAAUCUUUUAUUGAUUUGAAAAGUAGAAUUGACCCAAAAUGUAACACCAUUACAUGAGGAGUCCGCCUCUGGUAAUUUUUUAAGCAAACCUUUCAUUUCAACAAAUGUGUUGUCUCAUGCGCACACAACAUGAUAUGCUCAAAACGAAUCUAUUGAUAUUUUUAUAAAAAUGAAACAAUUGUUUAGGACGGGUAUGCUUUUUUGUAAAAAAAAUUCAGUUAGUUGUGAGAAACAAAUCCAGGGUCCAACUCUUUUUUACCCGACUAGAGGGAUGGGAUGACAAAAGAAAAAAAUUGCAGUAUUUGUGUUAGUUUGUAAGUGUACGGCGAUAGGAUCUCUCGACUCCUAUAAUGAGGUAUUUUUAAAUGAAUUAACUUCUGUGAUUACUGAUUACAGCUUGCAUGUUGAUCAUCAUUGGAAAUAUUAAAUCUUUCUCACCCCUACUGAAGACAUUCCAGAACGAUUUAUUUAGUUUCCAAAGUAGGACAAUCAUUUUCUUCCCAUUCUUCAUGGUGAUCAACUUGUAAGUAAACGGCAUUUAGAUGAUGAAACAAAUGUUUUUUUUUUUAGUUAACGAAUGAAUGUAUGAAUAACCUCCAAUAUUAUUAUGCUGCAAUAAUAUUACUUUUGACUGUGAAAUAAUAUGUAGUGAUGCAACGUUGUCAGAAUGGAUAGAUGAUCUUCAAAGAAACUGAAUAGGUUGGUAUGGAUUCAAAUAUACAUUCGAAAAACUUUGAUAGUAAUCUUUUUGUAUAAUUACUUUAGGAACCCUGGAAUUUACUUUGUGAAUCUUUACAGUAUUAACUGUCCUGUAUCAUUCGAUUUCUAUGUUCGAAACAUCUCAGCAUUUAUUGAACAUUUUGAUUCUGCAUAAGAUAACUUACCUGCUACGCAGUUAUUGCAUAAGUAUCCCAGAUUGCUUUUGCAUUUUAUCCUGUACAGGGUUGUUCAAAUUUGAAUUUGAUAUUUCACAUCGACUCCGAAAGCCACAAGAGAUAGGAAUGAGGUUUUUACAAUAAGAUCUUACCGGCGAGAGCGAGACAGCGCCUCAUCAGUUGCACUCGGUUCGCUGGAAAGGAGAGAUGUUGCUUGAAGCAUUGAAUGAAAUGGGUGAUAGAAACUAAGAAUAUAAGAAGAAAUAAAACUAAAUUUUUGUAAAAUAUUGGAAUUAGAAGUUUGCCUGGAAAUGUCGUGGAUAGGCCUGGAAAAAAAUAUCGGUAAAUCGAAAAACGAUAUAUGAUUUCAAAAAUAUCAAUAUAUCGAUAAAUAUCGAUUAUUCGAUAUAUUUAGACGGAUUUAGAUAUCUAUUGAUGAAUAAUAAUUUUAUAGUUAUAGAUAACUAUCGAAUUUUUUCUCAUCGAAUUUGCUCACUAGAGGACACUUUCUCACACUUUAGGAUUUUUUCAUCUUCUGGUUUUCCUGGAAUCAACUCUCGAUUCUCAAAUGGAACACACUGUAUUUGAUUCUUUAAUCAGUUAGGGAUUAUCAUAACGAAUUCAACGAUACAGGGUUUGAUAGAGUUAUUUCGAAGUAUUACGAGGAUAUUUGUGUUUGAAGUUUCCAUUUGCUCAAUGGAUUUGACGGCGCAGUAUCGAAACUUCGUUCUCUGUCGAACUCAUUGAGCAUAUAUGGAAAUUUUGAACGCGAAUAUCUUUGUAAUCUGAAAUAACCCAAUCAAACCCGGUCACGUUGAAUUUCGUUUAAAUAAUCUUCAACCGAUUAUGGAAUAAAACAUAGGGUGUUCCAUUCGAAAAUCGAAAGUUGUUGUAAUUUCCAGGAAAAUGAGAUGAAAAAAAAAUCCUGAAAUGUGAGAAAGUGCCUUCUAGUGAGCAUAUCCGAUGUUUCAAAUUCCAGGAAUAUAGGUAUAAAAACUUAUGGUAGUCUAUGUCACACGGUAUUGGAAAACAUAAAUUAAUUAUCCACCCAGGCAAUAGUCCUAAUAUUUUCAUUUUUUUCAUAUAUCAUGUUUCUAUCUCAUUAGGUAUUUCCACGAUAAUUUUUUUAUUUCAUCAAGCGCCGCCUUUCGUUAAAGCGUGAAAAUAUAUUGCGUAUAGAUAGAUAGUUUUUAUGUUGAUUCAGAUUGGUUCAAGAUUCUAUAUCAUUUGGUCGAGAGAAUGAAUUAGAUUACUUUGCCUGGAAGAAAAAAUCGAUAUAUCGAUAAAUAUAUCGAUAUUUCGGACGAUGUUUUGACUUAUUAUCGGUAAUCGAUAUGUGAAAUCCAAUAUCGCGCGGCCCUAGGAUCAUCCAUCAGAGAUUAACAACCGGACCCAAACGUUUGUUUUGGCGAGGUCUGAAGCACCAGAAAUAUCAGUAACCUCUGCAAAGUUGCCGGACGUUCAAUGAUAGCUAUGAGAUGUGGUAUGAUGAGAUCAUGUACAUUUUUUGAAACGUUCAAAAACACCAUAUUUUAUUCAUCGCUCCAAUUUCCAAAAUAUCUAAUGCCGGACAGGACAAAAACAAAAU